Aricia agestis (brown argus) is the source of this 1526-nucleotide messenger RNA. It is a transcript of the gene Faa, whose product is annotated as fumarylacetoacetase. The record is from RefSeq and is a predicted model, not a curated record. Gene Ontology annotation, biological process: L-tyrosine catabolic process; homogentisate catabolic process; L-phenylalanine catabolic process. The transcript has 9 exons. Gene Ontology annotation, molecular function: fumarylacetoacetase activity. Bases 137 to 1408 code for a protein of 423 amino acids. Lineage: Eukaryota; Metazoa; Arthropoda; Insecta; Lepidoptera; Lycaenidae.
AUAUGUUCACCGGCCGGUGACAGAACGUGUUUAUCAACCUUGUUUCCAUACUAAAUGUAAAACUAUAUUCUAAAUCGUACCCAACUAGAGACAUUUUAUUCGAGAUAGCCGUGGAAAACAAACGUGCCUCAAGAAAAUGAAGUCCUUUAUUGAGUACUCGGCGAACAGCGAUUUUCCGAUUGAGAAUCUGCCCUAUGGUGUGUUCACAUCGUCUAAAAAUGCUCAAAAACACAUAGGUGUCGCGAUUGGAGACUGGAUCUUGGACUUGAAUGUGAUCUCACACUUAUUCAACGGACCACUUUUGAAAGACAAACAACAUGCUUUUAAGGAGGAGAAACUCAACUCUUUUAUGGGAUUGACUAAACCCCAUUGGAUCGAAGCACGAAACACGAUACGAAACCUUUUGGAUGCAAACAACACAAAAUUGAAAAACGAUAAUGAAUUGAGACAGCGUGCCUUCGUAAAACAGAGCGAUGCCACCAUGCAUGUUCCCGCUGAAAUCGGUGAUUACACGGACUUCUACUCAUCUAUUCAUCAUGCCACCAACGUUGGCAUCAUGUUUCGAAGCAAAGAGAAUGCACUCACGCCAAAUUGGAAACACUUGCCCAUUGGCUAUCAUGGACGUUCAAGCUCCAUCGUCAUAUCAGGAACACCCAUCACUAGACCUAUGGGACAAACCUUGCCUGUUGAGGGAGCCGAUCCACACUUCGGGCCAUGUCGUCUGAUGGACUUUGAGCUGGAGAUGGGCUGCUUUGUCGGCGGACCACCGACAGCUCUCGGAGAACGAGUCACCGCUAAACACGCUGAAGACCGCAUUUUUGGUUUCGUCCUGAUGAACGACUGGAGUGCUCGCGACAUCCAGAAAUGGGAAUACGUACCCCUCGGGCCAUUCACAGCUAAGAACCUUGGCACAUCUAUCUCCCCCUGGAUCGUAACUGUUGAAGCUCUGCGCCCGUACAUCACUGAGAACUACCCGCAGGACCCGAUCCCUUUCCCGUACUUGAGACACGAUGAUCCCUUCAACUUCGAUAUCAAGCUGGAGGUGGAUUUGAAAACUGACAAAUCAUCAGUCGCUACAACAAUCUGCAGAUCAAACUACAGCUUCUUGUAUUGGACAGUGAAACAGCAGCUCGCGCAGCAAACUGUCACCGGAUGUAACGUGCGCCCAGGAGAUCUGCUGGGCUCGGGUACUAUAAGUGGAGAUACAUCAGAUUCCUAUGGCAGCAUGCUGGAACUCAGCUGGAAAGGCACCAAGCCCAUCCGUCUUCAGAAUGGUGAGGAACGCAAGUUCCUACAAGAUGGCGACACUGUCGUUUUACGCGGCUACUGUGUGAACGAGCGGGGCACUCGCAUCGGCUUCGGCUGUUGCGAAGGAAAACUGCUACCAGCUUUGCCGUUCAAAGAAUAAUUAUAAAAUCGCAUCGCAAUGUGUGUUGUUUGUUUUAUCCACUGCCAUAUUAUCGUGUGUAAGCACAAACCAAGGUUAGAUAAAUAUUACUGUUUUAAAAUAUAAUUGUUGAUAUAAA